GAAUUAUCGCUUUUCAUUAAAAAUGAAGAAAGUUAUAGCUAAAACAAAAGCGGCCGCUAAUUUGCCGCACCCUGUAUUAAAAUUUAACAAAAAAAGAGAGAAAAAUGGCACUUAUUUAUGCUUCAGCUGUCAAUAGAAGAAUGAAUGCAUUGCAGAAGAAGAAUUCAGCGGAUAUAACUCCCCAUUCACACAAUCAACAUUCUGAAUUAUUUCAACAUUGUAAACAACGUUCAAAUGAAGAUUCGGCUAUACCCAAUGUUUUUAAUGUUUUGAAUAAUGAUAAUAAUGGUGGUGGGGGUGGGGGUGGAAUUAAUGAAAAAAAACAAUAUAGAAAAAUGUCAAAUGCAAAAAAUAAUACACAUUCAAACCCUAUAAUUAAUGGAACUAACGGAAGUGACGUUUUUGGAGGAAAUGACGGGAGUAGUAUAUCAAAAACAUCUACUAAUAGUAGUGGAGGAAGUACUAACUCUAAUUGUAGUAAUAAUAAAGCAGCAGCUCUUUUACAAUUUCAACAGCAAUUAUUACUUCAACAACAACAACAAAAUAAUCACCAGAAAAAAGGUACCCAAGCACGUGAUCAAUUAGCGGCAUUAUUUAAUCGCCUCGUUGUUGAUGAUUCAACACCCCGUUCUCGUCCUCAUCGGAAAAUAUCUACUCCUGUAAUGGCACAAAGUAUGACUGCAUCUAUGUAUGGAAAUAUGAAUGGAGAAAAAAGUGGAGGAAGAAGAAACAGCAAAAAAAGUAGUAAGCCGAAUUCACCAAUUAGUCCAAAUAAUGAUUCAAAGGGGCACUUCUUUGCAAAGUUUGGGAAAGCAAUACGCCGUAGAAGUGUUAGUGCUGAUGAAUCUAUGUUUCGAAAAAGAGUUGGCACAGUUUCAUCAAUAGAUUCCUCUCAGGGAGGUGAGGAAAGUUUAUCUCCAAAUACCCGUUCAAGAAAGACUAGUGCUUUGAAUCGAAUGAAAGAACGUUUAAAUAAAUGGAAAAUUUCUGGAUAA
This is a messenger RNA of Meloidogyne enterolobii, 995 nucleotides long. The record is from the annotation of a GenBank genome assembly. Lineage: Eukaryota; Metazoa; Nematoda; Chromadorea; Rhabditida; Meloidogynidae.